Messenger RNA from Diaporthe amygdali, 7803 nucleotides. RefSeq lists its product as uncharacterized. Gene Ontology annotation, biological process: secondary metabolite biosynthetic process; fatty acid biosynthetic process. Bases 1 to 7803 code for a protein of 2600 amino acids. Lineage: Eukaryota; Fungi; Ascomycota; Sordariomycetes; Diaporthales; Diaporthaceae. The record is from RefSeq and is a predicted model, not a curated record. Gene Ontology annotation, molecular function: 3-oxoacyl-[acyl-carrier-protein] synthase activity; phosphopantetheine binding; fatty acid synthase activity. The transcript has 10 exons.
AUGGGCUCCGUCCUAGACAAUGACUGCCUGCAGGCCAAUGGUGCCUAUGACGGGGAUGUUGCCAUCGUUGGGUUCUCAUUAAAACUUCCAGGUGAAGCAACAUCGCCAGAGAAGUUCUGGGAUAUGCUGCAAGCUGGUCGGACAGCCGCGAGUGAGUUCCCACCGGACCGCAUCAACUUGGAGGGCCAUUAUCACCCGGAUAAAUCACGCCUCGAUCAGAUGCCACUCCGCGGAGGAUAUUUUCUGAGUGAGAAGAUUGACCGUUUCGAUGCUCCAUUCUUCUCCAUCAGCCCCGCCGAGGCUGCAUGCAUGGAGCCUCAACAACGGCAUAUGCUUGAGACGUGCUAUCGAGCACUUGAGAAUGUACAUACUGGCAGCUUCACCGACGACUACCGAAGUGUGCUAUUCCAUGACCGAUUAGAGGGCCACAUGUACGCAGCAACAGGGUUAGCGAAUUCAAUCCUAGCAAACCGUAUCAGUUGGUUUUUCAACCUGAUAGGGCCAAGCUUGAACCUUGAUACGGCGUGCUCGUCGAGUCUCACAGCUUUACACUUGGCCUGCCAGGAUCUGCGGAAUGGAACCACGGAUAUGGGUCUCGUCGGUGGAUGUAAUCUUAUAUAUCACCCCGAUUAUAUGCUCAUGAUGAGCAAUAUGAGCUUCCUCUCGACGGACUCGCGAAGUUGGAGUCUUGAUGAGAAGGCCAACGGCUAUGCUCGAGGCGAGGGCUUCGGAGUCCUCGUCAUCAAGCGGCUCUGCGACGCUGUUCGAGAUGGUGACACGGUUCGGGCCGUCAUCCGCGCCACUAGAUUGAAUCAAGAUGGAAGGACGCCGGGCCUGACCAACCCAAGUGGUGCGGCACACAAGGCUUUGAUCCUGGAGGCGUAUUCUCAUGCCCAAAUCGAUAUGGAACCUACGCGGUUCUUUGAGGCGCAUUCUACAGGAACCCAGGCGGGUGACCCCACGGAGGCCAAUGCUGUCGGGGAGGCCUUUUCCAACGUCCGCUCUGCUUCUGACCCCCUAUGGAUUGGUGCAGUCAAAACCAACGUAGGCCAUUUGGAGGCAGGAAGCGGGAUGGCCAGCUUGUUCAAAGCCAUUCUAGUACUUGAAAAGGGUAUAAUCCCACCAAAUGCCUGCUUCGAAAAGCUUAAUCCACGCAUCCAGGCCGAUCGGUAUCAUAUUAAGGUUAACUCCUUCGGAUUUGGAGGUUCAAAUGGCGUAGUCAUUCUCGAUGAUGCUUAUCACUACCCUCGUUCCAGAGGUUUUGUUGUGCCCAAUCGCACAAGACCCGACCCACCGAGUCAGCAGGCAAUAGAGGUAAUCCAGUCUAGGCAUGAAAUGAUCUUACCUGAAUCUGAGGGCGUAAUGAUAUCAAAAUACCAACCGGGAGUAUUCGUGUGGUCCAGCAGCGAUGAAGACGGACUAAAACGCAUACAGUCCGACUUGUCGGACUUCUUUGCUCGCCACUCUGACGAGGACCUGACCACAGAUGAUUUCAAAGACAUAGCUUACACUCUCGGAGUGAAAAGGACUCAGCUUUCGUGGAGGCGCUCUGUUGCUUUCUCUAGUCUGGCCGACCUUAAAGAAAAGCUGACAUCUUCUCUUCCCAAGGGGAAGAGCACACAAGACCGUCACGCUGCUCUUGUAUUCACUGGACAGGGAGCACAGUAUGCCGGUAUGGGUCGCGGUCUGAUUACGACUUCUCGCGUUUUCCGGGAAAGUAUGAGGCGGAAUCAAAAGCUUCUGGGCUGCAUGGGUUGCGAGUGGAAACUCGAAGAUGUGAUGUUCGAUCUGGAAAGUCCAGAGGCAGCGUGUAUCGAUGAGCCUCAAUACAGCCAGCCUGUAUGCACAGCCCUGCAAAUUGCUCUGGUGGACUUGCUGUGGUCAUUGGGCAUAUGGCCGAGAGCCGUAGUCGGACACUCGUCAGGCGAAAUCGCAGCAGCAUACUCCACCGGUGCAUUGUCCAGGGAAAGCGCGCUUCAGGUCGCCUUUCAUCGUGGACGUCUCGCUGCCAAGCUUCGGACCAUAACAGACUGCAAGCUCUCUAUGAUGGCGGUUGGACUUGGAGCGGCCGAGGCAGAGACGCACCUUGCCAAGCUUGGCGAGCAUUUCAGUGGCACUGGGGGACGCCGAGUUGACAUCGCCUGCAUCAACAGCCCCAAGAACGUCACUCUUUCUGGUGAUGCGGAGCAGAUCGUGUUCCUGGAAGGCCUCCUUCACGAGAGAGGCAUCUUCGCUCGCAAAUUGAAGAUAGACAUGGCUUAUCACUCUCGGUUCAUGACGCCUAUUGCCCAGGAGUACCAAGACUGUUUGCGAAGUCUUCAUUCUGACACCCAGCACAACAGACCGAGCAUAAUGUUCUCAUCGGUGACGGGAGACAUUGUCUAUCCAUCAGACCUGGUGUCCCCAGAAUAUUGGGUCAAAAAUAUGACAAGUGCUGUGCGAUUCUCCGAUGCAGUUACAAGACUCUCUGCCCAGGCCGGGAGGAAACGCAAGGUCCUUGGUCAGAAGGCGAACAACAGAAACAACGCCCUGAGGAUCUCAGACAUGAUUGAAGUCGGACCACACCACGCGCUUCGUGGGCCCGCGAGAGAAAUUCUUCAAGCCGCAGGGAAGACUGAAACAAUUCAGUACCUGUCCACUUUGACACGUCCCUCGCCUUCCUCUCACACCGUUUCACAUCCCUCGGCACCAGGCGACAUGAUGGCACUGGCUGGAAGACUCUGGACUCUCGGAUACCCCAUUGAUCUGCUCGCGGCCAACGACUUGCCGCACAACUUACCCAGGGCCUUGCGAGUAGACUUGCCCGAGUAUCCCUUCAACCACACUCAAGUGCACUGGCGUGAAAGCCGUGUGGCGAGGAACUAUCGUCUACGAGAUACACCGCAUCAUGACUUCCUGGGAGUGCGAAGCGACGAUUGGAACGAGAAACAAGCCCACUGGCGGGACAUUGUUAGUGAGGCCCGCCUGCCGUGGCUGCGAGACCACAAGCUGGCAGGCGAGUAUCUGUACCCGGCUGGGGGGAUGAUCACCAUGGCAGUCGAAGCAGCCAGACAGCUCGUGGAUCCGAAAACACAUGCUUCGGCUCCGUCCAGCUUCGAGCUGCGGCAGGUGCAGUUUCUCAAUGCCUUCCGCUCACUUCAAGGCUCAGACAGCGGGAUGGAAACGAGAUUCACGCUCAUUCCGGAGGCACAAAAUCCACAGUGGUCUGCAUUUAAUCUAUUCAUAUACGAAGCAACUGGAUGGGUUGAGGUCUGCCGGGGCCAAAUUCGGACGUAUCACGACUCAGAUGAAUACGCUUCGGAGAUGACUGAGGGCGAAAGGCACGUGAAUCAUCACCUACAAAGAUGGAAUUCUCGCGAGUUCUUGAGGAGGUGCGCCAACACCAAUAAUUCCUUCAACAGCAAGACAUUCUACGAUAUUCUAUCCACUGAGAAUGACGCCGCCUACGGUCCUGCCUUCCAGACUCUGGAUAACAUCUCUGCCUCGGCCACCGGGGAGGUUGUGGCAGAUAUUCAUGCUCGAAAAUGGGCAGAGCAUUACAGCGACCAGUAUGUCUCUUCGCACAUCAUCCAUCCGGCGACCGUAGACGCCCUGUUUCAGCUUGUCUUCCCUGCACUGCUUGGUACGGGGAACACGGUGGUGCCAACUCACGUCGGAAGGAUGUGGAUCAACGCCCGCGGGCUGUCCAACCUCAGCCAACGAGGGCUUUCGAGGCUUCAAGCUCAAGGGUUGUGCACUACAAGAGGCCAUCGCGGGACUGAUGUCCGUGCGAGAGUCGUCGAUCCGGAGACAGGGCUGCCCUUGAUCGACUUGGAGCGUUAUGAGGCUACCAUCGUGGCUGGUAAUGAAGGAGCAGACAUAGAACCGAGGAAGCUGUGCGCCACCAUGCAAUGGCGUCCGGAUAUUGAUGCACUGGACAGCACAGCGCUGGAACGGGUCAUCACCGAGGAACAAGCACCCAAUGCCGGAGCUGCUCGAUCACAAUUCCAUGCCGAGCUGGAUCUGGUGAUCCGUCACUUCCUAUCGGAGGCCCUCGAAUUACUCAAGGAUGCCAAUGUGAAUCAGGAUUGCAGCAAGCAUGGAAGUAAUCUCAUCCGAUGGGUGAAGUACCAGACAGAUCGAGGCCUUUUUAAAGAUGGCGCAGCAAGGGCUCGUCAGGAGCGCGUGGCGCAGGAUGUCUCCUUCCGAGAGUCCAUAAUCGAGCGAAUAUCCAGUUCUGUCCCCGAAGGCCGGGUUCUGACACUGCUUGCUCACAACAUGCAUGCCAUUAUUCUCGGCAGAGUCGACGCCAAACAGCUCCUAGAAGAGGAUUCACUGGCACAUCAAUACGAGCAGAGAAUCAUAUCCGAGAGCCCUUGUACUCCGCCUCUCACCAGGUAUCUUGAUCUGCUUGGGCAUAAGAACCCUCAGAUGCGCAUCCUAGAGAUUGGAGCUGGCUCAGGUGCCAUGACUGAAGUGGUAACGAAGGCACUGUUGCAAGGAGGGCGCCCGAGAUGGUCUCAGUAUCACUGCACAGAUGUUUCUGGGGAUGGCUUUGAAGAUGCGCACCAGCGAUUUGAUAACUUAUUGAACCACAUGGAGUUUCGGGUAUUGGAGGCCACUGGUGACCCUACGAAGCAGGGCUUCGAGGACUCAACAUACGAUCUCGUGCUCGCUGGUAAUGUGAUUCAUAAGUUCAAGGAUGCAAAAAAGAUAAUCGAGAACGCUCAUAACCUUCUGAAACCUGGAGGGAGACUCAUAUUGCUCGAAGAUACGAACCCUGACGCCAUCCGUGCUGGUCUAUACUGUGGCGCAACAAAAGACUGGUGGAAUGAUAUCCAGGACCAAGGAAAAUGCACCCCUCUGCUUUCUGUCGAUUCAUGGUGUCAUGUCCUCCAGGGCUCGGGCUUUGGUGGCCCAGAAUUGGUCCUGAAGGACUCAGCGAACCCGGAACUUUGCGAAACCUCCAUACUUGUCACAUCGAAAUCGCUGCCCACUAAUGACGCUCUGACUGGCAACCAUGUCCAGGGAAACUCUGUCAACGGGAACUCGUUGAUGAAUGGAGCUACGAUUGAAAUUGUGACAAUCCUCGUGGAUGACCGCAUUCCGAAGCAGAGAUCUCUCGCCCUCGUCCUUCAAGACCAACUGAAUUCUGCCAGCGGUAAGAAUUGCGACUGCGUGGACGUCCAAUCUAUAGAACCUGGGUGUCUCGACAGCGCCAGCUGCAUAUCGCUUCUUGAAGUCGACAGGCCAUUCCUGGCGCGUUUGGAACGGGAGGAAUUUACAACGCUCAGGCAAAUCGUGUCGUCCUCAAAGGAUAUCCUGUGGGUGUCACAGGACUCUGCAAAGCCGUCAGCGCCUGAGUUCAGCCUAAUCGACGGAUUUGCCCGUGUCAUGCGCGGCGAAUACCCGACGCUCAAGCUUGUCACCCUCGCGCUUGAGCCUCAGUCGAAACUGUUGGAUACCUCACUGGCCAUCCUCGACCGGUGGGAACGCAUGAUGAGGACCGAUCACUCGCACACCGAGGCCGAGUGCCGCUUGCGCAACGGACUGAUCGAGAUACCGAGGGUGGUUCAUUCGGAGAGCAUGAACCACUUAAUAGCAACGAGGAGCAAGAAGCGGCAAGUCGUGGAGAAGUAUCGUCUGGGCGAUGCGCCUCCGCUAUCAGUUCGCGUCGAUUCGCCGGGUGUGUUGGACUCGGUCUGUUAUCACGAGAUAGACAACGAAACGACGUCGAAGCUCCUCGCGGAAGAUGAGGUCCUGGUCCGGGCACGCGCCUUCGGACUCGGCCCCAGAGACUACCUAAUUGCGUCGGGACGUCUCAACGAACAGAACAUGGGGAUGCAAUUAGCCGGGGUUGUCGUGGAGGCUGGUGCGACAUCUGGUCUUCAGACCGGUGAUCGGGUAUGUGUUGUUCGCCCUGAUGGCUUCCAGACACUGGUGCGCUGUAAGGCCAACACCGUGACUCGGAUCCCAGAGAAUAUGUCUAACGCCGAUGCCUCACUGCUUUCGGUGGCUUCUAUUGUUGCUCUCCACGCCUUGACAGGUUCAGGCCAGCUUGAGGACUGCGAUACGGUGCUGGUUCACAACGCAGCGAGCACCACUGGCCAAGUCUUGAUACAGCUUGCGCAAAGCAUCAAGGCGCGAGUAUUGGCUAUCGCCAAAACGAGGGAGCAACGAAGAAUGCUUGCUGAUGUUUAUAAGAUACCUGCCAGUCAUAUUCUGUCCAAGGGUGGUCGGAGAGUAUUGGACGUGACCGAAGGCCAAGGCGUCGACCUUGUGGUUGCACUGUCGCCGAGCCAAGAUGAGACGGAAUUCCUCUUGGAAUGUCUUUCUAGCAUGGGGAGAUUUGUCUUAGUUAGCGAUGACCAGCAGGCCAGCACCGUGGGGGGCCAAAUCGGUGCAAAUGCAUCUUUUUCACGCCUCGACGUCACUGAGCUUUUUCGGGGUCGGCCGAAUUACGCAGCUAAACUCUUGAGAAAAGCCGAGACAUUGCUUCAGAAUGGAACGGUUUACCCGGUGGCUGGUGUACUCACCCUACCGGCUGAAGACACUAAGAGCGCCUUGGGCUUCUUCGCUGGCGGAGACGAGAUCGGUGGCAGUGUCAUCGAGCUGAGAGAGGACAGCUUCGUCAAGACAAAUUUGGUAGUCAGGCCUCUUUACUCGUUCAAUGCCAACAGCACAUAUGUGAUUUCUGGAGGGCUGGGCGGUAUCGGUCGUAGUAUCGCUCGUUGGAUGGUGGCUAGAGGGGCCCGUUAUCUGCUGCUUCUAUCGCGCUCCGGGACCUCCAGACCGGCUGCACAGGCUCUUGUGGAUGAGCUGACGAGUCAAGGUGCUCAGGUGCUCGCACCUCCAUGUGAUAUCACGAAUAUCGAUGAGCUCAAAAAUGUUGUGGAAGAUGCCAGCCAAGUUAUGCCACCCAUCAAGGGCUGUAUUCAGGGAGCAAUGGUUCUCCGGGACUCUAUUUUCGAAAACAUGUCCUGGGAUGACUGGUCAGAAAGUUCAAGGCCCAAGGUCUUGGGAUCCUGGAAUCUGCACCUCGCGAUGCCCUCAGGUCUAGACUUCUUCACGCUACUGUCAUCCAUUUCAUGCAUCCUUGGUGGUGUCAGCCAGUCCAACUAUGCCGCUGGAAACGCCUACAUGAAUGCACUUUGUCACUAUCGGCAUUCGAUCGGCGAGCGAGCCAGCAGCGCUGUCAAUCUGGGUAUGCUGGUCACCGAAGGUGUUGUAGCCGAGAGCGAGGAGCUCUUGGCCGUAAUGCGUGGCAUGGGCCAGUUCAUGGAGAUCCAGGGUGAGGAGAUGUUUGCUCUAUUGGAGCAACAUCUGCAGCCACGAAAGGCUUCAGAGGAUGAUGCAGAAAGCUGCCAGCCCAUCUUUGGAAUCCAGUUGCCCGCCGCUAUGGAGGCGGCUGGAAAGGAAGUUCCAAAUUACCUGACAAGUCCCAUGUUCCGACACUUCCAUUAUGCAGACACGGACUUGAAGAAUGGACGAAACAUGGCAUCGGCUGAGCGGCAGGUGGAUUUCGCUUCUGCCAUUAGCAGGGCCGAAACGACAGCCCAGGUAGCCGGCGACAUGAUACAGUGGCUCACGACUAAGAUGUCACGAGUCUUGGGACUGGAGAUAGCGGAUAUCAACGCGAGUAAGCCAAUCAGCUCGUACGGGAUUGACUCUUUGAUAGGGAUGGAGAUUAGGAAUUGGUUUGAGAGGGACCUUGGGGCAAAGAUAGCCAUCUUCGAGCUCCUGAGCACCACCAACAGCAUCGCGGACUUGUGCGCCAGUGCAGCGACAAGGUCGCGAUUCCGAAGCGAACAGACUGUUGGAUGA